This is a messenger RNA of Platichthys flesus (European flounder), 6069 nucleotides long. It is a transcript of the gene pparab, whose product is annotated as peroxisome proliferator-activated receptor alpha b. The transcript has 7 exons. Gene Ontology annotation, biological process: negative regulation of inflammatory response; hormone-mediated signaling pathway; positive regulation of transcription by RNA polymerase II. Gene Ontology annotation, molecular function: nuclear receptor activity; zinc ion binding; RNA polymerase II cis-regulatory region sequence-specific DNA binding. The record is from RefSeq and is a predicted model, not a curated record. NCBI's taxonomy places the organism in Eukaryota, Metazoa, Chordata, Actinopteri, Pleuronectiformes, Pleuronectidae. Gene Ontology annotation, cellular component: nucleus. Bases 267 to 1676 code for a protein of 469 amino acids.
CUGUCAGUCAUGGCGUCACUUCCUGCGGGUGUGAUCGCCGUGGCUCUGCUUUGUAUGGAAGUGGUGGGGGACUUUUGACAGCGGCAGCGCUGUGGGGAAACAAACAAGGACGCGGUCGGCGGGUCGGCGGCUCUUCUUCACCCUCCUGCUCCUCGCUCCUCUCUCGAUCUGGCACCGAAGACUCCCGGGGACAUGGCGGCUUCGGAUCGGGCUGUUUAUGGGAAGUCUGAUGAUUGAAAGUGGCGGCCGCCUGCUCCGCCACCGCAAUGGUCGACAUGGAGAGCCACUACCAUCCCCCUUCUCCCCUGGAGGACUCGGUGCUGGGCAGCCCCCUGUGCACUGAUGACGACUUCAUGGAAGGCAUGGAGGAGCUCCAGGACAUCUCCCAGUCCAUUGACAAUGAUGCCCUCAGCUCCUUCGAUGUCCCUGAAUACCAGUCCUCCAGCAAUGGCUCGGAAGGGUCCACUGUCCUAGAUGCCCUGACGCCGGCGUCCAGCCCCUCGUCGGUUGUUUACGGGAUGUCAGUGGGCCAAGAGGAGUUCUCGUCUACCUCCUCAUCGCUCAGUCUGGAGUGUCGAGUGUGUGCUGACCGUGCCUCGGGCUACCACUACGGCGUCCACGCCUGCGAGGGCUGCAAGGGUUUUUUCCGGCGGACCAUCCGUCUGAAGCUGGAGUACGACAAGUGUGAGCGCCGCUGCAAGAUCCAAAAGAAGAACCGCAACAAGUGCCAAUACUGCCGCUUCCAGAAGUGCCUGUCAGUGGGCAUGUCCCACAAUGCCAUCCGUUUUGGUCGGAUGCCUCAGUCGGAGAAGCUGAAGCUGAAGGCGGAGAUGGUGACGGGGGACAGAGAGGUGGGAGACCCUCAGGUCGCUGACCAGAAGACGCUGGCCAGGCAGAUUUACGAGGCCUACCUCAAGAACUUCAACAUGAACAAGGCCAAGGCUCGAACCAUUCUCACCGGAAAGACCAGCACCCCUCCGUUCGUCAUCCAUGACAUGGAGACCCUCCAGCUGGCAGAGCAGACGCUGAUGGCCAAGAUGGUCGGCUCUGUGGGAUCGGUAAAGGACAGGGAGGCAGAGGUUCGGAUUUUCCACUGCUGCCAGUGCACAUCGGUGGAGACCGUCACGGAGCUCACAGAGUUUGCAAAGUCCGUCCCCGGGUUCUCGAGCUUGGACCUCAACGAUCAGGUGACUCUUUUGAAAUACGGAGUGCACGAGUCUCUCUUCGCCAUGCUGGCCUCCAGCAUGAACAAGGACGGCCUCCUGGUGGCGUAUGGCUCAGGCUUCAUCACGCGGGAAUUCCUCAAGAGCCUGCGGCGACCGUUCAGCGACAUGAUGGAGCCAAAGUUCCAGUUUGCCAUGAAGUUCAACGCGUUGGAGCUGGACGACAGUGACCUGGCUCUGUUUGUGGCUGCUAUCAUCUGCUGUGGAGACCGACCGGGCCUGGUGAACGUGGAGCACAUCGAGCAGAUGCAGGAAAGCAUCGUGCAGGUGCUGCAGCUCCACCUGCUGUCCAAUCACCCGGAUGACACUUUCCUCUUCCCCAGGCUGCUGCAGAAACUCGCCGACCUCCGGCAGCUCGUCACUGAGCACGCACAGCUAGUGCAGGAGAUCAAAAAGACAGAGGACACGUCGCUGCACCCGCUCCUGCAGGAGAUCUACAGAGACAUGUACUGAAGUUUGUGGAGGAGUAAUCCAGGAGAGGCACUUUGCAAACCAUUUCCUUUUUUUUUUUUUCAGGGACAGAAGAAGAUGUCCUCCAUAAGCUAGGGUUGAACCACUUACACCUUCCUAAUGCAGCAGGAGUUAGUUUUGGUCAGCGCAAGAGCUCCUGUCCAGGUCCAAGUGAGAAGUCUUGAAUUCUCUUGGUCUGGCCCAUUGCUCUCCACUCCCAGGCAGAACAGUUGUGAUGUCCAGCUGAUCGAGCCCCUGUCUAGACACCGGUGUAUUCAACCUCUGACCAAAACGCUAAACUAAAAUCUUUAACGAGAUCUCCAUGGUCAUAUCCCCACCCUGAACCGUAAGAGAUGACCACAGGUGAACUUGAUCGCAGGUGUCUGGUAUGUUUGAAAGUAGAUUUAGAUUCUGAUGUCAAAGAGCCAUACACCUUCACAGUGAACAGCACCCAGAUGACACCUGUGGCAGCAGCAACAUUAAAACCGACAUGAGACAGUUUUCAGUCAAGGCAGCUUCUGAGAGAUUUACUACAAGGUAUUAUGGUCAUAUACAGAGAGAUUUCAAGAGUAAUGUCAUGGUAAUACAAGAAUACAUUUGUGACUGAGAAAAAAGAACUCAGUAUUAGGAGAAUAAAGAAGUCAUGAUUUAGGGGAAAUAAGCAGCAAAGAGAAGCCGCCCUCGCUGUAGUUCCACGAAACCUCUUUGAAUAUGAUGCAGAUGUAAUAAACGAUAACCGCUCUCGACCACUACCAAAGGUUUCCUCCUCCACGAAAAGAAGCAGCUUCCUCCAUGUCCGUCUGGUUCUUUCUUCAGAAUAUAAACAAUGACGUGCUCAACACCAAGUCCUGAUACUUAUGGUAAUGUGGUUCUGAUGAGCCAAAAUAACUUAUUUUUAUUUGUAAAACUAUUUUAGUGCAGGUUAUUCGUCUGAUGACCCUUCUUGGGUGACACAGCCUAAAAUUAUGACUUCAUUCUCAUAAUAUUAUGACUCUAUUCUCGAAAUCUCAGACUUUUUAUUUUCUUUAAGUGGCCCUCAUAAUGCUUUGAACAGAUUAGCUACUGGUGAAUGAUGGUUAUCCAAUCACAAGCCCUCCAGCAAGUUUUAUAGCCAUAGACACAACUGUCAAGAGGCUUCUGAAACUAAACAUGUAUUAGUACUUUAAGUCCUCGAAGCCAUACUUUGUUUAAAACGAUGGUGGAAAUGAUCCUCGUUCUUUGUAUUGUUUUCUCCUUGUAACAAAACAGCCUCUCGACUCAGUACGGAUUAUCCUCAUUUACACUUCGAUUCCACAAACUGAUCACGCAAUAGUACUUUUAAACAUCAGAAUAAAGAAGAGGAAUCUUACAAGUUUAUGAAGGGAAAGGGUUUUGCAGACUGACAUUUUGCAGAUUCACUGUGCACAAGUACCAUGGUGCAAAUCUGAAGCACAAACACACCGUCGAUGUGUCAAUGUAAUAUGUUUUACUGGACCUCUGUUCCCUGCCUGUUUGGCAAAACACACACACAGACGUUUGGCACUCCAUCCUGUUCUGUGUCCUGGUAUUCAAGGGCUAACACCGAGAUCAACCGCAUUACAACCUUAAUACUGGCAGGGCGGAUUUCCAGAGAAUUAAUUCAUCUGUUUCUUAAUUUCUCAUUUGUUAAAGUCCCGUUCAACAAAAUUCCAUCUCAAUAGUAUUAUUUUUUGUCUCACUCCUCGCUCUACUUCUACUGUGUUUGACUGGCUGUGUUUGGUCCUCAUAAUGUGCGGUUGAUUGAGAUUCGAAGGGGUCAUCUAUGUGCAUGUCUUUUACCUGAUGGCAAAUGCAAAGCGUUCUUCUUAAGAGAAGAAUGAUAGUAUGCUGAAGUUUUUCCAUCAUCAGAAAAGAGUUAUUUUUGGGUGAGAAAUGUUCUGUGUUGGUCAUUUACGGCAAACAGUCAAACCAAAAGACAAACAUGUGGCCAUCUGCUCUUAUUCGACUCAGAGAGCGUAAGAUGAAGCCAGUCAGACAACAUGGGUUAUUUUUCAGAAUAAGACAAGUAAAAAGACUGUACUGUAAAGAUGGAUGGACCAAAUACAUUUCCAUAUGGUAUCAUUUAGAUGUUUUCUUUGUGUCCUCCAUCUGUUCUGAUGAACUGUGCAUUUGAAAAGGCCACUCCUCUAUGUUGUCAUGUCGCAUUUUGUGAAAAAAAAAAAGUUAAUAAGUAGAAAAUGCUCUAGAGAUGACUUUCACUAAAGGAAUGUUGAUGGUGGAAACAUGCAUGUGUAAUAGUUUGGAUAAUAUAGAGUAUAUGUGGACCUGUGAGCGAAUGCUCUCCCCUCCUCCUCAUCUGCUUCUCAUCCAAAAUCUCCUUAUAUCACCAUGAAUUGAUUUGAAAUUCAGUCACGAGGAACAGACCUUGUUUAUAAUCGCAGUGAACUGUAAAUAGCUGAAACGAUCACGCCGACCCCUCGCCCUCAGCUUUUUAACCCUUGCGGUAUACAAGGUACUAAUGAUGAUCAACUUUUGUAUCCCUCAGUUAGGUAUAAAUACUUUUAAAUGUUUUUAAAAAAUUUACUAUAAGUGUAGUCACGUACUGUAUUGUUUAUUCGCUUAAAAUGCCACAUUAAUUGUGUUUUUUCGAUGAUUGAAUUGGAAUCAUAUUUUUAUACUAAAGUUAAAAUGUACUGUAAAUGUCUAAAUCAGAUUAUUGUUUAUUUGAGACGGCACGGUUUGAAGCGUGCGGUGUAAAUAGAUUUUUCGGGUGAUAGGGCGACUGGUAAUCUGAAUACCCACAGAUCUGAAUCCCAUCGGGGGACAUUCCUAUUAAUUAAUCGUUGAUUUCUAGAAAAAUGCAUUCAGUUCAUUUCAGCUGCACUUCAUUUAUCUGUUCAAUUUAGCGCUUAUGAGAGAAAGUGAAAGCACACAGGGAUGUGCACGGCCACAUGAGCUCACGACUGAUUAAAACUUGACCUCUGAAUAAGACAUUUACCUUUUGAAAGGUCAUAAUACAACUUCCGCACUGAUCACAAAAUACUAGUCUCCUCCUUUUAUACUCAGGUUGCAUUAAAAUACAAAUGGGGCGUUUGAGAUAUGCACAGAAUUUCAUUGUUGUUAUCAGAAAUUCUCCAUAGUUGCCUCUUUAUAUUUAACAAACCUGUAUUUUGUGCUCACGCAUCUCUGUUGGUCAAACAGAGGAAGUGAAGGCACUCACAGUUUGCCAUCACAUGUUAUUACAAUGACGACGAUGCAGUAAUGAAAAUGCAGUAUAUUGUUGUUUUAUAAUUCUCCUUUUGCCACACGUUUUUUUUUUCUUUUUCUGACACUUCUCUCAUAACACGCUGCUAUAAUGUAUGAACUCGCGUUAACACUUCUUAAGCCAUGAGUAGAUUAAAGACACUUCAAAGUCCCUCUUACUUUACAUAUAUAUAUAUAUAUAUAUAUAUAUUUUCUCAGAAUGUCAGUCCCACAUGCAGAUUUCAUCGAAUGCAGCUUGGUUUAUAACUCCCCUCGCACACUCCAGCGGAUUUGGGAAUGUACUUGGGGAUUAACCACAAUCAACCUGUGCCUUAACGCGUAUGCCCCGUGCCAUACAACACUAGAGAUUCAGAAAACAAACACAAAAAGACUUGACUCGUGCACACACACACUUUUAGAAAACUGUUUGUAAACUGUUGCGAUUCAGCGACAUAGUACGGUGGGGGCCACACAUACAGGAAAUUAUGUCAUGGCAGAUUUUAAGAGAAUAUCCUCCGAGGUGAAAUCGAAGCUCAAAAGUGAAACUGAAGCUUUGUUUUACAGUAACAAUGAAGGAUUUACUUUAACGAAUGCUCAGACUUACAGAGGUAAAAGGUUUAAACCCAUAAUGGUUGAAACACUAGAGCCUGGCCCUUGUGGAGAGGUUGUGUAAAUGUGUGAUGUCUUCUUACCCUUAGGAAUGUCUGUUUUGUUUUGAAAUGACAAGGGAAGGUUUUUUUUUUGUUUUUUUUUAGAUUGUAUCAGGGAAACCUAGUCUUCCUUUGUUGAACUAGCUCAGGACAUAAAAAAGGUACUGUUCUUCCUUCUCUAGCUCUCUCGCUUAUUCUCUCUGAGAUAAGUUUCUAGUGCUCUGCCUUACAGCACAAACACCCACAAUAGUGAUUAAUUUGACUUUAUUUUUAUAUCUCCAAAACAGACCGAAAAUAGGGGCAGAAGUCAUAAGAAUUAGAUGUUUGAUUUGAUUUUUCGAUUUUUCCCAAAUUUAUUGGAGUUUGUUUUUGUGGCUAUAGUGUCAUGCAAAGAGAAAACGGAGACUGUCUAUGGAUGUGUUGUUAAUGUGUACUGUGGCUUGGUAACAAUACUGUAAAUGUUUGAUGAAUGUAUAUCUAGUCAUUUAAACAAUGAAACAAGUUGUCAUUGACCGGGUGUCAAAAUAAAAUGAUUUGGAAAUUCA